UCAGCGGUCAUCUGGUAUGAAGUCUUUGCCUACUUCUGCAAUGACAGCAGCAAAGUGGAAAACCACAGUCUCAGACUCACCCAAAAAAAUGGGCUCCCGGGCGCUUCUGGUUCAGCUGGAAUAUUGGAAGUAAUGGAAGGGAAAAACUCCAUUUUCAGAAACAGCUCCAGUCUGUCUCCCCAAACGCUGAAGUGCAUUAGCAGUAAUUCAGCCUGACACUUUACCAAGGGUUGAACUUCAAGUUAACGCAGUUAGAGAGUUUGCUUGCAAUCAGUUAAGCACUUAAUGAUAAAUAGGGGUUAGAAAACGAUAAAAAAGCAAGAAGUUGGUCUUGUUUAAAGGGCAGGGCUGGUGGAGCCUAUAAAACGCGCACUCUUGGACAGGACCGCAAGGAGGGAGGGGCAGCUGGACUCAACUCAUCUCAUCUCGGACAGUCAGUCAGUCUGUUAGUCUGUCGAGAGAAGCCACGGAGCAGCAGUUCCUUCAGCGUUCAGCAAAAAAAGUGAGAAGAAUGGGAGCAAAGUUGAGUCGGAGAAAGAGUGAAUGUGCUCCAGCAGCAGAGGGAGUGGUAGCGGAGAGCACAGCCACAGAGCAGCCUGAAACAGCAGAGGCUCUAGCCACGACUGAGACCAAUGAGCAGAAGCCUGAUGAAGCUGAGAAUGCAGCUGAGCCCAAGGCCUCAGAAAAGGCUCCUGCUGUGGAUACAGCAUCCAGUGAGCAAUCCUCUAAUCUUGGAGCUGUGGAGACCAUCACACAAGCUGUAGAGGAAAUAGUGAGCUCUGUUAGCGAACAAAUUGCUGUCCCGGUUGACGAUAUGGUAAACAAGGGCAUGGGAGCAGUAGAAGCCAUGAUGGCAGCAGUCAGUGUGAAGGAUGACCCCACAGAGCCAGCUACAGAACCCAAAGCUGAGCCCCUGGUAGAUCUUUCAGAGGAGGCCACACCCAAAAUUGAUCUCUCCAUCCCUGAACCUCCGGAAGAACCUGCACACUUGCCAUCCGAACCUUCAACCUUGGAUGAGCUGCUAUUGUCGCAGCCUAAUGCAGAGAGCCUCCUUCCAGAUCAUGUUUCUGCAGCAGUGGCUAAAGACGUUUCACUUGUGGCAGUGGAGGAUGAAGGCAUCCCCAUUCAAAAUGAAGCUCAGGCACCAUCUGAAAGUGAGGAACCACUGGUGUGCAUGAAACAGGAUGCAGCACCAGCAGAAGACCUUCUGAACUGUGAAGCAAGCGCUGACCCCGCAACUCUGAACUCUGAUUCACUGGUUGACUUGGGAGACAUGGAGCAGGCGCUGAGCAAGGCUGUCAACACUGUCAAUGACCUUAUAUAAAACACAUGGACAUGCUUUGAGUAAAUGACUGUUACAGGGACAAGCACUUCAUACCUAGACAACAAUCUAGAUAGUGAGGAAGUGUGCCUGAAUAAUAAAGUGAGGUUUUUUGUUUUGGGUUUAAGAGAAUAUAUUCUCUAAACCACUGAUAAUGUAACAGAAAUGAAAUGUAUUAACUACAUACGCUAGCUCCAGCAUCAACCACCUCAGAAGCAUAAUGAAUAGUUAGUCAUAUAAACAAGAGACAAACCCAUAUUUUAAAAUGUUAGCUGAAAGGUUGUGGUAACAUGUCUUUCUAUUCUGAGUAUGUAACAAUCAAGUGGCCUUAAAUGUGACCUGUCACAAGACAGAAAAGAAUAUCAUGCUAAAGCAAUGAGAGCAAAUGGAGAAAAUAAAGUAAGAUGAAUCACAAAACCUUCACUAGUAAUCUCUUUUAUAACCUACAAUGCCUUUAUGAUAUUUUAGCCUGAAACUAGUUUGAAACAGUUGUCAUACUUCAUUAAACUGAUCAGAAUGAA
Messenger RNA from Colossoma macropomum (tambaqui), 1842 nucleotides. RefSeq lists its product as uncharacterized. The transcript has 2 exons. Bases 512 to 1324 code for a protein of 270 amino acids. The record is from RefSeq and is a predicted model, not a curated record. NCBI's taxonomy places the organism in Eukaryota, Metazoa, Chordata, Actinopteri, Characiformes, Serrasalmidae.